AAUCGUUCGUUUAGCCACACCCAAAAAAUAAAUAUUAUUUAAGGUUAAUAAGAGAUGUAUUAAUUUGAUUAACAAAAUAAAAUAGAAAACAGGCAUACGCCUUUGCUUUUAUGAAUUGGUAUUAAAAAUGCACGCCAAAUAGCAUAGAGUAAUCGAAUUGUCAUGGCAACAAAUAUAGAGAUAGAACCGGGGGCAGCUCUCGAAAGUGCACUAGUCACUACAGAUUCCUACGAAAAUUUCGAACAGAUGAGCUCAAGCUUAGAGGAGAUUAAGAAUUCAAAUUUCAUUCCCUCUACUACGACAGACGAAUUUUUAGAUAAUUGUAACAAUUUAGAUAAUGAUAUUCACUUAAACUGCUCCAUUACGUCUACUAACAGCAAGGACGAGGAAUAUUUACAAGAUGAGGAGUGGCUGAGCAAGCCCAAGCAUGUUUUUGUGCUUAGCUCUGCGGGGAAGCCCAUCUAUUCUAGGUUCGGUAACGAAGACAGAUUCGCAAGUUACUUUGGAAUAAUGCAGGCAUUGGUCAGUUUCGUGCAAGCGGACGAUGACUCGAUCAGGAGUAUACACGCAGGUGAUACUAAGUUCGUAUUUCUCUUCAAGGAGCCUUUAAUACUCGUGGCGGUUUCUAAAACCGGGGAGUGCACCUUACAAUUAACAGCACAGUUGAAUUACGUAUUUAACCAAAUUGCGAGCACCUUAACCUUAAGUCGGCUGGUGAAAAUAUACGAGCAGAGACGGAAUUAUGAUCUCAGGCGACUGUUAACUGGUGUAGAUCGGUUCAUAGAUCAUCUACUAGAUUUUUCCGAAAAUGAACCUGCUUUUACCUUAGGUGCUGUCCAAUGUCUUCCAUUGAGCUCUUCAAUUAGAGAUACGAUUAGUGCAGCAAUUAUACAAUCUUGUAGUAAAAUUAAAAAUGUGGUGUUUGGAAUAUUAUUAGCGAAAAAUCAGCUUAUAACGCUAGUCCGUAUGAAGAAAUACUACAUUCAUCCUCAUGACUUACAUUUAAUAUUUAACUUAGUACAAGCCUCCGAAAGCUUUAAAACUGUGGAAAGUUGUUGGGCGCCAAUUUGCUUGCCCCGCUUUGACUCCAGCGGCUUCCUGUACGGUCACGUUUCAUAUUUAGCCGAAGAUUGUCAGGCCUGUCUCAUUUUGUUAACAGUUGAAGGGGACGCAUUUUCGUCGCUGAGCGAGGCCAAACAACGCGUCGUCGAGCGACUCAGGCGGGGCAGCUGUUUGGAAGCCAUUAACGAAUCUCUCAGCUCUCGGGAGGAAACUUGUAUGGAAGUCGGUUUUCCGGAGGUGAGGCAUUACUUGUACAAAUCGAAAUCGACAGCUCAGUUCUAUCAGCCCCAUAUAAGUGCACCCUACUCAUCCAAUCACAAGAGGCUAAUGAAUAUUUACAAACGCGCUCACUAUAAGCUUCAUUGUCCUACUAGGCCUUUGAAAUUGUUAUUUGAGAGGACGCCACAAGAUGCGAUCUUAGCGUGGGAUACGCGUGGAUUUGAACUGUAUGCGGUUUUAGAGCCUUUAAUAGAAACAAGUAGUGCCAUUUCUACAGUGGGACGAUUACUUAAUUGGAUAAAGAAGCGCGAAGACAAGCUAUUUCAUCUUAAUGCGCCUACAUUUUAAACAUGCGCCAGUUGAAAAUAGAAUUGUCACUUGUUAUAUAUUUAUUUGAACAUUAUGUGAUACUGAUAUCGAUAGGUUCUAAUUUUUUAAUACAUAAAUAAAUUUUGUUGGCGUUGUAUAUAAAUAAAAUUAGUUGAUAUCUA
Photinus pyralis (common eastern firefly) is the source of this 1772-nucleotide messenger RNA. It is a transcript of the gene Mon1, whose product is annotated as vacuolar fusion protein MON1 homolog A. The coding region runs from base 163 to 1629 and encodes 488 amino acids. The record is from RefSeq and is a predicted model, not a curated record. Gene Ontology annotation, biological process: endosome to lysosome transport via multivesicular body sorting pathway; protein targeting to vacuole. NCBI's taxonomy places the organism in Eukaryota, Metazoa, Arthropoda, Insecta, Coleoptera, Lampyridae. The transcript has 4 exons.